Messenger RNA from Neoarius graeffei (lesser salmon catfish), 3457 nucleotides. It is a transcript of the gene glud1b, whose product is annotated as glutamate dehydrogenase 1b. Gene Ontology annotation, biological process: L-glutamate catabolic process. The transcript has 13 exons. The record is from RefSeq and is a predicted model, not a curated record. Lineage: Eukaryota; Metazoa; Chordata; Actinopteri; Siluriformes; Ariidae. Gene Ontology annotation, cellular component: mitochondrion. Gene Ontology annotation, molecular function: L-glutamate dehydrogenase (NAD+) activity. Bases 176 to 1804 code for a protein of 542 amino acids.
AUGGCGCGAGCGCUGUCAUUCCAAUACUGGACGCGGCUCGUGCGGUCCUUGUUCAUUUUCCCCUCAGGUUAGCAUCAUUAGCAGGCCUCUUUUUUUAUUAUUAUUAUUUUAUUUUCUUUAAAUCCCAUUGUUUAUUUUACUCUUUUCUCAUAAACCCCGACUUUCCCUGGUCGGAAUGUACCGCUAUUUCGGAGAGCUUGUGAGCCGCGGGGCGGGCAGCGCUCUGGCGGCGGGCUGUGUGGAAGCAGCGCUGCCGGCUUCAGCAUCCGUCGUGCGGCUGAGGCGCUACAGCGACGCCGCGGAUAAAGAGGACGACCCCAACUUCUUCAGGAUGGUGGAGGGAUUCUUCAACCGCGGCGCCGCCAUCGUAGAAAACAAGCUAGUGGAGGACCUGAAGACCAGAGAGACACCCGAGCAGAAGAGACACCGAGUCCGGGGGAUCCUCAAGAUCAUCAAGCCGUGUAACCACGUCCUCAGUGUGUCUUUCCCUAUCAAGAGAGACAACGGGGAGUGGGAGGUUAUCGAGGGCUACCGGGCACAGCACAGCCAACACAGGACUCCCUGCAAAGGAGGGAUCCGGUACAGCAUGGACGUGUCUGUGGAUGAAGUCAAAGCCCUGGCCUCGUUGAUGACCUAUAAAUGUGCUGUUGUGGAUGUGCCAUUUGGAGGUGCUAAAGCUGGAGUCAAAAUCAACCCCAAAAAUUUCUCUGACAACGAGUUGGAGAAAAUCACAAGAAGGUUCACCAUAGAGCUCGCCAAAAAGGGAUUCAUUGGACCGGGUAUUGAUGUCCCUGCCCCCGACAUGAGUACCGGCGAGAGGGAGAUGUCCUGGAUCGCUGAUACUUACGCUAACACUAUUGCUCACACUGACAUUAACGCUCAUGCCUGCGUGACGGGGAAACCCAUCAGCCAGGGAGGAAUCCACGGCAGAGUGUCAGCCACAGGGCGUGGAGUUUUCCACGGCAUCGAGAACUUCAUCAACGAGGCAUCCUACAUGAGCAAACUCGGACUGACCCCAGGCUUCGCUGAUAAGACCUUCAUCAUCCAGGGUUUUGGAAAUGUCGGCUUGCACUCUAUGCGUUACCUCCACCGUUACGGUGCUAAAUGCGUGGGUGUUGCCGAGAUUGACGGAAACAUCUGGAAUCCCAAUGGCAUCGACCCCAAGGAGCUCGAGGACUACAAACUGCAACAUGAUACUAUUGUGGGCUUCCCUAAUGCCCAGCCCUAUGAGGGGAGCAUCCUGGAGGCAGACUGUGACAUCCUCAUCCCUGCCGCUGGAGAGAAACAACUUACCCGGAAGAACGCUGCCAACAUUAAAGCCAAGAUCAUUGCUGAAGGAGCUAAUGGCCCCACCACACCGGAUGCGGACAAGAUCUUCUUGGAUAGGAACAUCAUGGUCAUCCCGGACAUGUACCUGAAUGCUGGCGGUGUGACCGUCUCCUACUUCGAGUGGCUGAAGAACCUGAACCAUGUCAGUUACGGUCGUCUGACCUUCAAGUACGAAAGGGACUCCAACUACCACCUGCUGAUGUCUGUGCAGGAAAGUCUUGAAAGGAAGUUUGGAAAGCAAGGUGGCCCCAUCCCUGUGGUUCCCACUGCAGAAUUCCAGGCUCGAGUGGCAGGUGCCUCUGAGAAGGACAUCGUGCACUCUGGUCUUGCCUACACAAUGGAGAGAUCUGCAAGGCAAAUUAUGCGUACAGCCAGCAAGUAUAACCUGGGCUUGGACCUCAGGACUGCAGCUUACGUCAACGCCAUUGAGAAGGUCUUCAAGGUGUACAAUGAGGCUGGCCUGACUUUCACAUAAAUCCUCAAUCUCCCCUCUACCAGCUUAUUCGUCCUCUCUAUACUGGCCUUAGACCAACCCUGUGCCCCAUUACCCCACAGCCUUGUGUCAUUUUCCGAGUUUACAGUAACGCCUCAUAACGUGAAUUCUCCACAUUAUUAAAGUAAAUUUAAUAGUAAUUUACCCCGCUCAUAUUUUAUCAAGUUUUUCCGUAUAGUUUGUUCUAUUUAAGCUGUAAUUUCUGUAUACUCUUGUUCUAUAUGACAUGAAAACAAGCCGCUAGUUAUCUCAUGCUAUGGUGUUAUUCAGAUCAAGUAUAUCACAGUACUGUGUUAGUUUUGUACUAAUUUGUCAUUAAAGUCAAACAAAACCCAAAAAUAAACGUUGUUUGCUGAUUACAGCAAGUGCCUCGAUGUGGCCCACUGCAUGUGUAAAUUAAAAAUAAAAUUUUACAACAAUUUAUCUAUGUUAAAAGCUAUAUUGUUAAAUAGGCUUACCUGGACAGCCAUUUGCAGUGAAACCGGAUAUCCGCUUGUGACGUAACCGACACACUAGUACACCUUUGUCACACAGAGCCAUCAAAUAAAGUCUUUUUAAUUAUUAAAAAAAAUCCCCAGGCAUCACUGUGCUCUCUCUCUCGCUCUCUGUGCGCACGUUUUCACUGCUUUUUUUUAUAACCAUGUGAUUUUUAAAAAAAAUUUUUUUUACUGGCAACAAAAUGCAUGAAUCAACACACUUCACUUUUAUGAAGUUUAAAUCUCACUCUGUGUGUGUGUUCACUGCUUCAGUGAUCAAGCUUAUUUUUUACAGCCAAACGCUUGACCUUCGGGCAUCUUCUGGGUUGUUUUCCCUGAGGGAACCCGCCCAAAGGGAUCAAUAAAGUUUUAUCUAAUCUAAUAAUUUAGAAGUGAUGUAUCCACUAGAUCUCAGCCUUGGUAAUUCAUGUAGCGUGUAAGUGGCGUCACAACCUCGGAUUAUCUCACGGAAUUUGUAAUCAAUCAGAGCACAAUAUCUGAACCAGAGUGAGUGUAAGAUGGCAGUGCCCAGGAACAUUGUUUUUCUUUUAAAAUAAAAUCAGUACACAGUAUACCGGUACAAAUCUGAACAAGUGAAGACUCAAACAUGUCUUGUGUGGAUAUCUGUCAGGAUAAAGGAGUUUAUUUUUUCGGGUUUUGUUAAUCUUUAAUGUUUGCAGUAUUGGGUCUGUUUCCACUGUGCAACUGAAAUGUACAUUAUUUUCACUCGGCAGCCCUCAAAACAUUUUAGAUUCAUUUCAUUUAUAUUGUUUGUUUGUUCGCCCGAAGCUUGUGACCAGACACUGAGUAUUGAAAGACAGCACUAAAGAUGCCUUAGAUCUUAGAGCAGGAGUGUUCUACUCAGAAGAAUUCUGUCUUUGUACCAGUAGUUCAACAUUCAUACCUCACGGAGGACAAAUCCAUCCAGUCUUGUUCAGCAGGUUGUCUCGGAGACGUGCUAAAUAUAAAAUUGUCCAUUUAAAAGGUCUGAAUAUUAAAUCCAGUGGAUAUUGUGGCACUCUGGAAAGGCUCGUGUGUGUGUGUCAUGGGGGAACAAAAUAAUUCACAAACCUCAUCUACACCAUCGUCUGGAAAUUUGCUUUGGAAAAAUUUGUAUUGCUUUUUUUGUUGUUGUUGAGAAUAAAGAAAUUAUAACACG